Aspergillus fijiensis CBS 313.89 is the source of this 1143-nucleotide messenger RNA. RefSeq names its product putative glucosamine-6-phosphate deaminase. Gene Ontology annotation, cellular component: cytoplasm. Gene Ontology annotation, molecular function: glucosamine-6-phosphate deaminase activity; identical protein binding. The record is from RefSeq and is a predicted model, not a curated record. Gene Ontology annotation, biological process: N-acetylneuraminate catabolic process; carbohydrate metabolic process; D-glucosamine catabolic process. Lineage: Eukaryota; Fungi; Ascomycota; Eurotiomycetes; Eurotiales; Aspergillaceae. The coding region runs from base 1 to 1143 and encodes 380 amino acids. The transcript is spliced from 4 exons.
AUGAGUGACGAAAACAUGAAGCGUGCACGUGUGAGUACCAAGGAAGCAAGCAGUAAAGAUGUCAGCCGGCGAGUUAUCAUCCGCAACACUGCUCUGGAGGCUUCGGAAUACAUUGCCGAUUAUAUCAUCAGCCGCAUCCAGAAGUUUCGACCAACUGAAAGCCAGCCAUUUGUACUCGGCUUGCCAACCGGAAGUAGCCCGGAGAUCAUCUACAAGACUCUGGUAAACCGGCACAGGAAGGGCGAGAUAUCCUUUAAGAAUGUCGUGACUUUCAACAUGGACGAGUAUGUCGGAUUGCCUCGGGAUCAUCCAGAAUCAUACCACAGCUUCAUGUAUAAGCAUUUUUUCUCCCAUGUGGACAUCCCGCCCCAGAAUGUUAACAUUCUUGACGGUAACGCUCCGGAUCUCGCGGUCGAGUGUGCUUCCUUCGAAGCCAGAAUCGCUCGGUACGGCGGCAUCGAACUCUUCCUAGGUGGUGUGGGUCCCGAUGGUCAUAUUGCCUUCAACGAGCCAGGCUCAUCAUUGAGCAGUCGUACGCGGGUUAAAACUCUGGCAUAUGACACGAUCUUAGCCAAUUCGCGAUUUUUCGACAAUGAUGUAGAUCAGGUACCCCGGCAUGCAUUGACAGUUGGCAUUCAGACCAUUAUGGAGGCACGGGAGGUGGUGAUAGUUGCUACCGGUGCUCACAAGGCUCUCGCAGUGGAGAAGGGCCUUGAAGGGGGCGUCAAUCACAUGUGGACGCUCUCGGCCUUGCAGUUGCACCCACACCCACUCAUUGUCUGCGAUCGGGAUGCGACUCUGGAGCUGAAGGUUAAAACAGUGCGUUAUUUUGAGUCUAUCGAACAAGCCGGUACAGACGCGCGCACUCAAGGCCCGCCUCUUACUUAUCGACCUCGGAUGUACGUUCCCGGCCCGGUUGGGCUGGGCAAGACUCACCAGGAACUUACCCCCCAAAGUACACCACAAAAGGUCCCGAAGGAUUUGAGAAUCAAUACGGAAUUGAGUCGCUCCAUGGAAGACGAUGAAUUAACACCUGACAGUAUGUCCUCACGAAUGGUUGACUCGGCGAUAGGCGGGCUGGAUUCAGCAUUGAAGGGCGAUUUGUUUUUCGACCGAAUGGGAGCUAGGGUUCUUUCACACUGA